AUGGCUGACACAAAAAUCAAUAACCUUCCAGCCCUUCCAGCGGAUCUGACACCUGAGUGGUUCAGUGCAAAGCUUGGCCACAAGGUCAAGUCUGUCGGGAACACGCACAAUAUCUGGGGAACAGCCAGCAAACUCUUCUACACCAUCACCUACGAAGAUGGGAGUAGUGAAGCCCGACCAACGAACAUCUGCGUCAAGGGCGUCUUUGAUCCCAACAUGAUCGAAGCUCAGCCAUGGACAGUCAGCUUGGCGCAGCGUGAGGCCGAGUUCUUCUCAAAGGUGGCACCCAGCAUCAACAACAUGAUCUUUCCCAAGGGCUGGUGGAGUGGAACAAGCGAAAAGCAAGGGAUCGCUAUCAUGAAUGAUCUCGUCAGCGAAGGAUGCACCUUUCCCGCCGAGGUUGCUGCUUAUUCAGUUGAAAAGGUCAAGAACGGUGUGGAGCAGUUGGCCGGUCUCCACGCACAAUACUGGGGACAGAGCCAGGAGGACCACCCUUGGAUCUGGAACAACUACGACCCUGCCAUGACCUUUAUGUGCAGAUCAUGGGACGAGGUGGUUCGACGUCCCGGUCGCCCUCAGUUACCAGAGUAUCUUAUGGAUGGCACUCGAUGCAACGAGGCUUUGGAUCGCUACUACGCUGAACGCAAUCCUCGAUUCCGAACUCUUCUUCAUGGCGAUACUCACAUCGGAAACAUCUACUUCACCGCCGACGACAGCAUUGGAUUCCUGGAUUGGUCCGCCUUCCACUUUGGAUCCUGUUUCCAUGAUGUUGUCUACCACAUGACGGCCAUGCUGAGCGUGGAAGAUCGCAGAACUCAUGAGAUGGAGAUCCUGGACCACUAUCUUGAGACGCUGCACCGUCUUGGUGGUCCCAAGUUCGACCGACAUAACGAUCCCGAAGUCAUGACUGAGUAUCGACGAUCUUUUAUGACAAAUGUCAUAUGGCUCAUUUGUCCUGAUGGCUUACAGAGCAAGGAACGUGUUGCAGCUCUGUGUGAGCGAACUGUUGCGACUUAUGAUGACCACAAGGUCAUUGACGUGAUUUUGAACGCACCCAAGCCAUCUUCAUAG
Molecule: messenger RNA, 1071 nt
Organism: Fusarium pseudograminearum CS3096
Lineage: Eukaryota; Fungi; Ascomycota; Sordariomycetes; Hypocreales; Nectriaceae
Exons: 2
Coding region: 1-1071 (356 amino acids)
Source: RefSeq, a predicted model, not a curated record